AUGAGAAAUGUGCUGGGAUUUGCUAUGAUGCUAUUUGUAUCAUGCAUAGUGUCUGCACAAGAGCGGAAUGGCUUUGAAAACCCAGACUUUGGUAUUCUCGAAGUGUAUUCUAACGGCGCAUGCAGUACUGAGGUUCCAAUGUGCUCGAGGCUAGGUGUCAAGGUGCUUAUGCAAGGCGGUAAUGCAGUUGAUUCAGCAGUUGCAUCUGCUAUAUGCGUUGGAAUAGUAAAUUCGUUUUCAUCAGGAAUCGGAGGAGGAGGAUUCAUGCUCAUAAAGAAGCCGGGCAAUGAAGACACUGUGGACAUGAUAGACUUCAGAGAAGUUGCUCCAAGGAAUCUCAAUGCCAAACUACUCUAUGGAACACAGAAUGGAUCAAAAAUUGGUGGAUUGAGUGUGGGUGUUCCAAGUGAAGUGUAUGGCAUCUAUGAAGCGCAUAGGAAGUAUGGGAAGCUUCCAUGGAAGAACCUAUUCCAAGAAAACAUACAAAUAGCCAAAGGGUUUCCUGUAAGCAAUCAGCUAGUAAGAAGAAUUAACAGGCUAAAAGAAUUUAUAGCAGUUGAUCCAGGAUUGAGAAGCACAUACAUGCGUAACAACGAGCUUCUAAAGGAAGGAGAUGUUGUAGUACGUGAUAAUUAUGCAAAAACCUUAGAAACCAUCAUGAACAAUCCGGAAGAUUUCUACAAUGGAGGUCUUGCUGAUUCAAUUGUCAAAGCUGUUAAUAACCAAGGUGGUGUGCUCUUAAAGAGUGAUCUACAAGAAUACAAACCAGUACAUAGGCCAGUUGUUGAAGGAAAAUACCACGAUUACAAAGUAUACACAACGAAUCUUCCCACAAGUGGACCGCUGGUUUUAAAGGCACUAAAUAUACUUGAGAAAUACAAUCUGGAUAAAUUGAUUGCAGAUGACAUGCAAACAGGAAAAUUCAGAAACUUACAUCUGCUUAUUGAGAUAUUCAAGUUCAUGAUGGCAAGACGAGGAGAGCUUGCAGACCCAGAGUUUCUUCAAGGCUGGCAAGAUGUAGUGAAUGAAAUAACAUUGAAGGAAACGGCUGAGCAGAUAUAUAAGAAAAUAGACCUUGAUAAAGUGCUAGAUGCCAAAGAAUAUGGAAUGAAGAAGCAUGGAGCUGAAGACCACGGAACCACGCAUAUCAAUGUGGUGGACAAGGAUGACAUGAUGGUUCUGCUGACAAGCACAAUAAACCUUGAGUUUGGAGCAAAGUUCAUGGAUCCUGAGACUGGAAUUGUAUUUAACAACACAAUGGAUGAUUUCUAUCCUCCUGUGCAUGGUGAUAUUACAGGAUCGGUAAAUUCACUUGAUGCAGGAAAGAGGCCUUUUUCAUCAAUAUCACCGGUUAUUUUGUCAAAAGACGAUGAACUACUUGCACUAGGCGCAGCGGGUGGAAUAAGGAUACCCACGUCUAUUGUAUCGACGCUGUUUCAUCUAUCUACUGGAAAGAACCUGAAAGAAGCAAUAAUGACGACACGAAUGCAUAAUCAUCUGUUUCCGGAUGUUACUUUUGUAGAGCAUGACAUUCAAGGGCCAGUUGAGCAGUAUCUUGUUGAUUCAGGCCAUGUGAUAGAAAAAUCGCUCCAGAACACUGUAUUUACAUCUGUGCAGGGCAUUCUCCUCAAAAGAAGUAACGGAGACAGGACAAUCCAUGCGGUGUCUGAUCUUAGAAAGGGAGGAGAGUCAUUUGGAUACUAG
Ordospora colligata OC4 is the source of this 1704-nucleotide messenger RNA. Its product is annotated as putative gamma-glutamyltransferase. The record is from RefSeq and is a predicted model, not a curated record. Gene Ontology annotation, molecular function: glutathione gamma-glutamate hydrolase. Gene Ontology annotation, cellular component: plasma membrane. NCBI's taxonomy places the organism in Eukaryota, Fungi, Microsporidia, Ordosporidae. Bases 1 to 1704 code for a protein of 567 amino acids. The transcript has a single exon. Gene Ontology annotation, biological process: glutathione catabolic process.